This is a messenger RNA of Seminavis robusta, 1094 nucleotides long. Lineage: Eukaryota; Bacillariophyta; Bacillariophyceae; Naviculales; Naviculaceae. The record is from the annotation of a GenBank genome assembly.
AACCACACAACAUGGUAGCGUACCGCUGGCAGUCGAUCCGAGUCAAGUCCAAUCGGAACGCUAGCUACUCCCGACUUCCACUUCUCGUUUGACUAUCGGUAAGCCUACUAGCUUCCGUAGAUAACUUCCCCCUUCAUCUGUAAUGGGAUAGGCAGAGCAGGGAAGUGAUCUCAUCCAAGUUAGGUGGACCUCAUUAGGAUUCAUGCGAAAGAAAUGAACCCAAUUGCCACAAAAACCAUCUUGGAAGGAGAUCCUCCACAGCAGCAGCCACAAUGAUGAUCCCAUCGUUUCCGUACGGCCGUCAGGUUCUCUUUCCCAUUUUGCUAUCCACUUGCGCGACGUGUUGCUUGGGCUAUGCGGUCUUGGAUUGCAACUUUGUGGAGAUUACACAUGAUUCGUUCGAACGCAAUCUACGCGGUGUCUCGGUUGGCUUUUGGCAGACCAUGGAUGAACUCAAUAAUCAUCGUCAUGGAAACAACUACUACGACGAGGGGAGACAAUGUGUUCAUUGGACGUCGGAACAAACCAAGACAUUUGAUGCGCUCUGGAAUUACGGCCGAUACAGUGGAGCCUUGUGCUUUGUCGUGAGUGUACUGGUGACAUUGAUACUGACUCUGACCAUGUGGUGUCAACUGUCCCCGUGCAUGGAAGAAUUCCUGGGGAUGACCCAGUUGAUCUUGUCCCUUGCUUCCGGGAUGCUGGUCCUGGCAGCCCUGCAAUCGACCAUGUGCCACGAAUUUGACUGCUGGGUGGAUGUCGGCGCUAUCUUGGCCAUGACCGCUUCUGCCAUUGAGCUGUUUUGUGGUUGUAUGACCUUGAGUUUAGGAUUUGCACCCUCCAGGUCAUGGCAAAAGCAGCAUGGCAUGAAGACUAAUGCUAUGCUUGAGAGACCAACCGAACCAACAGAGACGUUUGCUGAAGAAGAGCCAUGAGCGACGCAGACAUGCGUCUUUCCAGUGUUUUGUUCGAGCGUCUUCGAUGUCAUGUUCGAGCAGAAGUACGAUACCCAUUGACUGACCCCUCGUGUACCAUAGCUAAAGAUACCGUAGUGCAACGGUUCUCCCCUCCCAGCUCUUGUCGAUAUUUUAGGGAGU